Messenger RNA from Elaeis guineensis (African oil palm), 2573 nucleotides. RefSeq names its product microtubule-associated protein 70-1. Gene Ontology annotation, biological process: cytoskeleton organization. Lineage: Eukaryota; Viridiplantae; Streptophyta; Magnoliopsida; Arecales; Arecaceae. Gene Ontology annotation, molecular function: microtubule binding. The record is from RefSeq and is a predicted model, not a curated record.
UCUCUCUCUCUCUCUCUCUCUCUCUCUCUCUCUCAAGAUUUAAAGCGAGAAAAGAAGGGAGAGAAGAAGGCGAGAAAAGAGGAGCUUUUAGUAAAUAACAUCGACGAAUCGAAACCCUAGAAGGGGCUCGCCGCGAUCGGGAAGGAAGAGCCCUAGUUCUUGGAAUCGGAGCAGGGGGCCGGCAUUUGGAUUUCGUUGGAUUGGUUAUUUCUUUUUCUCUUGUCGGGGUGCUGUGAUUUGAUGUGAGAGAGGGAUCAGAUCCGGGGAUGGCCGAUCUGAGCGGCUGCAGCGGUGGGGAGGGUCAUGUGGUGGAGGCCGGGGGAGGAAAUGCAGCAACGCCGGCGGCACCGGUAAUGCUGACGGCGUCGGCGUCGUUCAAGGGGGAGGGGAAGGCGGGGCCGGCGCUGAGGCGGAGGCCUUCGAUCAAGCCGAGCUUGGAGGUGGAGGAGUUCAUAAAUAUGCUCCAUGGAUCGGAUCCGGUGAGGGUUGAGCUCAGUCGACUGGAGAAUGAAGUCAGAGACAAAGAUCGGGAAUUGGGGGAGGCGCAGGCGGAGAUUAGGGCACUCAGGUUGUCAGAGCGUGCCAGGGAGAAGGCAGUUGAAGAGCUUACAGAAGAAUUGGCUAAGGUGGAAGGAAAACUAAAGCUAACCGAAUCGCUUUUGGAAAACAAGAAUCUUGAAGUUAAGAAGAUAAAUGAUGAAAAGAAAGCAGCCUUGGCUGCUCAAUUUGCAGCAGAGGCUACGCUGAGAAGAGUUCAUGCAGCUCAAAAGGAUGAUGACAUGCCCCCCAUCGAAGCCAUUCUUGCACCACUUGAGGCAGAGUUGAAGCUAUCUCGCCAAGAGAUUGCAAAGCUACAGGAUGACAACAGGGCACUAGAUCGUCUCACAAAAUCAAAGGAAGCAGCUCUACUAGAAGCAGAAAGAACGGUUCAGAUUGCACUGGCAAAGGCUUCUAUGGUGGAUGAUUUACAAAACAAGAAUCAGGAGUUGAUGAAACAGAUUGAAAUCUGUCAGGAAGAAAACAAGAUUCUGGAUAAAAUGCACCGCCAAAAGGUUGCUGAGGUUGAAAAGCUUAGCCAGACGGUAAAGGAGCUAGAAGAGGCUGUUCUUGCAGGUGGAGCAGCUGCAAAUGCUGUUAGGGAUUACCAGCGGAAAGUUCAGGAGAUGAAUGAUGAGAUGAAAACCCUAGACCGGGAACUAGCCCGUGCGAAGGUUACAGCUAAUAGGGUUGCGGUUGUAGUUGCAAAUGAAUGGAAAGAUGCUAAUGACAAAGUAAUGCCUGUUAGACAAUGGCUUGAGGAGCGAAGAUUCAUGCAGGGAGAAAUGCAGCAACUUCGAGAUAAGCUUGCAAUUGCAGAACGCACUGCACGAUCAGAAGCUCAAUUAAAAGAAAAAUAUCAGUUGCGGCUUAAGGUAUUAGAAGAGGGAUUGAGAAUGUCUGCAAAUGGUGGAAACCGCACCAAUGCAGAGGGAAGGAGUGUCAGUAACGGCCCUUCACGCCGCCAGUCCCUUGGUGGUGCUGAAAAUAUUUCCAAGAGUUCUCCUAAUGGCUUUCUAUCUAAGAGGCCAUCUUUUCAGUUGAGAUCGUCUCUGUCUAGCAGCACAAGUACAGUCCUGAAACAUGCCAAAGGGACAUCAAAGUCAUUUGAUGGUGGCACUAGGUCAUUGGAUCGUGGUAAGGUCUUUGCAAAUGGAUCUGGCUUCUCACUGAACAAAUCUUCUGAUGCAACUAGAGAGAAUGAGGCGCAUGGCAGUUGGAAGGAAAAUCCAGAUGAGAAACCAAGUGAGCUCCCCAAUGUUGAUAUAGAUAAUUGCGUUUCUGGGUUGUUAUAUGACAUGUUGCAAAAGGAGGUAAUCACCCUGAGAAAAGCAUGUUAUGAAAAGGAUCAAAGCCUGAAAGACAAAGAUGAUGCAAUCGAGAUGCUGGCAAAGAAGGUUGAUACAUUGACAAAAGCGAUGGAAGUGGAGGCCAAGAAAAUGAGAAGGGAAGUAGCUGCUAUGGAGAAGGAGGUUGCUGCCAUGCGGUCAGAGAAAGAGCAAGACAACAGGGCUAAGCGGCUUGGCAGUUCCAAGGGUCCUGUAAAUAGUUCCCAGCUGCUGCCAGGGAGAAAUGUGCCUCGAACUGGGUUGAUGCGUCAUUUUCAAUGAUUAUAUACCAAAAUUGGAUGUAGCAAGAAUUAUGGAAGAGGACUUUGUUCUUCAUUUCUUUGUUGUCCCUUAUUUUCUUUAUUGAUUUUUAGAUCAAGACCAGCACCUACGACCUGAUCAUCAUCAGUUUGUAUUGGAGCACAAUUGGAAGAAGAGGUCGUUCUGCAUCUGACUCUUGACUGCUGUAGUGAGUUAGUGGAGGUGAUGCUGAAGUUGGCUAACCUUAUGGCAUGGCACGUUCAUUUUGAUAAGAUAGUUCGUGUUUGUUUGUAUAGGUUGGUGAGCGCUUGUUUUCUUCUUGUUUUUGUAAUUGUUGGCAGUGUUCUGGUUUCUUCUUUCUUACCAAGGUUGUGAAUAUUAUUGUAAUUUCAGAAUAGUAUCUGUGUUAUUCAGUAUUCAUGCAAAGUUCGGUUGGUGUUGAUUUCA